AUUGAAGAUGCCGAUGGGCGACGGUGGUGUUUUAGGAGCGAGAACCGUGCUGGCGGUGAGGGAUAUUAAGGUUGACGCCAUGACGGAGCCGCUGCUCUGCCAUCGACUGGAGAAGGAUAACUUCCCCGUGGUGCGUGCUGCUGACGUGGCGUGUGCUGCUGACGUGGUGUCUGAUGCUGAUAUGCAGCUUGUCCUGCUGUUAUGGGGCUUGUUUCAGCUGACUUGGCUCAGCUACCCUUUUGAGGCGCCUCAAAAGGCGUCUGGGGAGUUCUGUCAUCUGGUGGGAUCUGCUCCCGUGCAGCUCAUCAUGACCCGCACAGAGCCACACAUCUCUGCCAUGCGCUCACAACAAUCACAUAGGGCGCAGUCACAUGCGACACAGUCACAUACGGCUCAAUCACAAGCCUCGCAGCAGCCAUUUGCUUACUUCGAUGGGGCAUUGCGCAAGCACGAGCGGGUAGCAGCAACAUUUUCUGAUGCUCUUGCACUUGCGUGUGCGUCUCCCCUUGCUGUGGGAGCUGAAGCAAGUGCCAGUAGGGGAAGCCACAGUGUUGCAGCUGCCACUCCUGCCACGGGUACUGCUAACAGUGGUGUUGUCACUCCUGCCCCUCCAGCCUCCGGUGCUCCUGGGAAUGGUUCUGCUGGCAGUGCUGAGGAGAAGGGAGACGGGGUCCGGAUGCAAGGGGGUGAGGGGAAGUGGAGUGCUGGUAGUGCUUGUGCUGCUGGUGGUGCUGCUGGUGGUGCCGGUGCUGCUGGUGCGGCUGCUGCUGUUGGGAAUGGUGCUGCUGGCAGUGCUGAGGAGAAGGGAGACGGGGCCCGACCGCAAGGGGGUGAGGGGAAAGGAACUGAGGCGGGAGGGGGCGAGGAGGAGCAGGGCGGUGGGUUGCAGGAGAUGAUACGAGCCAUGGCGUCCGGUGCAGCUCCACUGGCGUUCUACCUCGCCCAGAGCAACUCUGUGGGAGAAGAGCGGGCAGUGUGGCGUAUGCCAUGGACCGUACGCCAUGGACCGUACGCCAUGGACCGUACGCCAUGGAUCGUACACCAUGGAGCAGAGGGGGUUAUGCCAUCGGUGCUGGAUGCAUCUCGCCUCACGUCGGCCAAUCUGUGGAUGACACUUGGCGGACCCUCCUCCUCCUCGCCUCACUACGACCUCUUUCACAACCUGCUCUGCAUUGCGACCGGCUCUAAAACAGGACAGGUCGUCUAUGGCCCCUACCAGCAGCUCAAAUUUUGUUUCUUUUCCCCCUUCUUCUCAAAUUACUCGUGCUCUCCCCCUUCCCUUGAUACCCUGCCCAUCCGCACCAGUCACGUUCAUCCCCACCCGUCUCCGCUCCAUCUGUCCCAAGAGGCAGCAGCGGCAGCAGCCACGGUGACUCUUCAUGCGGGGGACGCGCUCUUCCUGCCUGAAGGCUGCCUGCUCGAAGCUCAUAAGGAAUGCACGGCAAAGCAAGCAGCACUGACAGACGCAGGAGGGGCGGAGGGUGAGGGUGCUCCUGUUGAGGUGCUUCAAAAGGCAGGAGCGGUGGAGGGUGAAGGAGGAGGGAUCAAUGGGCGAGGAGAAAAGCCGGCAGAGUUGCCGACCAAUGUAGGAGGGACGGAGUGCGAAGGGGCUGCUUUUGAGGGGCGUGAAAAGGCAGGGGUGGUGGAGGUCAUGGCUCACGCCUUCCCCCUCUCCGCACAUCAUCUGCUGCACCACGCACUGUCGCCCCUCUCUGCUUUCCUCAUCACCUCUCGCCUAGAUGCCGAUGCGGUGCCUCCAUCCCUUCCCACUGCUGCCGCCACUGCUAUUGCUGACACUGCCACUGCCACCGCCGCCGCCACCGCCACUGCCGCCACUGGUGGUUGGGACCAUGCUGCUGCUGCUGUUAGCACAGCUGACACUGCUCCCUAUGGCAAUGGCAACAGCAGUGGAGUUAACAGCAGCACCAGCAGCAGCAGCAGCAGCAGUGGCGGAGGGUUCUUUGAGGAGUUUUACGAUGCUCUUCCUGAUCCCGCCUCUGCAGCUGCUGCAAUACUGCGAGGCGUGGAAGAGCACAACAAAAAGUCGCUGAAAGAGGUGGUGGAGCUGGUCUGUGCGUUUGAGUCAAGACCCGAGUAG
Molecule: messenger RNA, 2098 nt
Organism: Closterium sp. NIES-65
Lineage: Eukaryota; Viridiplantae; Streptophyta; Zygnematophyceae; Desmidiales; Closteriaceae
Source: the annotation of a GenBank genome assembly